Messenger RNA from Gloeophyllum trabeum ATCC 11539, 868 nucleotides. RefSeq lists its product as uncharacterized. The transcript has 5 exons. NCBI's taxonomy places the organism in Eukaryota, Fungi, Basidiomycota, Agaricomycetes, Gloeophyllales, Gloeophyllaceae. Gene Ontology annotation, cellular component: nucleolus; preribosome, large subunit precursor. The record is from RefSeq and is a predicted model, not a curated record. Gene Ontology annotation, biological process: ribosomal large subunit biogenesis; rRNA processing; nuclear-transcribed mRNA catabolic process. Gene Ontology annotation, molecular function: RNA binding. Bases 7 to 771 code for a protein of 254 amino acids.
UCCACCAUGCCCAAGUCAAAAAGAGCCCAAGUCGUAUCGCUCACAAAAGUCACCAAGAAGACACGAGAGCAGAAGGGCGCCCUGAUCCAAGAGAUCCAACAAAAUGCCGAGAAGUGGGAGUAUUGUUGGCUGUUUGAGGUCGGGAAUAUGCGCAAUGCUCACUUGAAGACGGUCCGAAAAUUAUGGAAAGAUUCUGCCCGAAUGUUCUUUGGGAGAGGCGCGGUUAUGGCUAAGGCAUUGGGGACCACACCGGACGAGGAAUGUCGGACAGGCGUGCAUAAACUGGCCAAGCAAAUCAAGGGUCAGGUUGGUAUAUUCUUCACGAAUUCUGAGCCGGAAGAAGUCACUGCGUGGUUUGACGACUUCCACCCGGAUGACUUCGCGCGAGCGGGGAAUCGCGCAACCCGCACCAUUGUCUUACCUGAGGGCCCUGUCCUGCAGUACCAUUCUGUACCGCCUGAACCCUUCCCACAUAAUGAGGAGCCGCAACUGCGAAAGUUGGGACUACGGACCGUGAUGAAGAAAGGCGUGCCUACCUUAGAAGCACCGCAUCAACUGUGUGAAGAGGGGAAGACGCUGACGCCGGAGCAGGCGCAGCUAUUAAAACUCAUUGGGGAGAAGAUGGUGGAGUUUAGGGUCCGGCUCCGCGCACGAUGGGACGCAUCGAGCGGGGAGGUUGUUCAGGUUGAUAGCUCGGAGAUAUCUCCAGAUGAGCGAGCGGGAGAUGUCGUGGAUGAGGCGGCGGCGGAUGACGCGAUGUUCCUUUCUUAACUUUGCUUGUCUUGCAUUCCAGCAAUCAUGUAUAUGUACCAUGGUAGAUGUUGGCAUAUAUGAUCUAUGGGUUACAACACGGACUUGAUAAUACAGC